GUUCCUCCCCUCUCCCUCUUUCUCUCUCUCUCUCUCUCUCCCUCUCCUUCACGAGUCUUUCCAACCACAAAGGCUCUCAUACAAACACCCAACACUUCUUAGUUCUUAUGGCACCAAAGCCAUCAAUCCCCCCAAUUAAGAAACCAUAGCCCAAAAACAGAUAUCCACUUUCUUACUAUAUGAUGAAAAUUAUCAUACAUAUCCUACUAGAAAGCAACCAUACCUUCUAAGAAUUCAAAUCCUUUCAGUGCUAGAAAAUCAAAAAAAAAAAAAGAAAAAGAAAAAGAAAAAAGAAGAAGAUAUGGAGAUUGAAUUGGCGAAGUGUGAGUGUUGUGGGUUGAAAGAAGACUGCACCCAAGACUACAUCAAUGAAGUGAAAUCCAAAUUUGAUGGGAAAUGGCUAUGUGGGUUGUGCUCAGAAGCUGUUAGGGAUGAAGUACACAGAGGGAAGUCUGAGAUGGAAGAAGCUGUGAAGGCUCACAUGUCGUUUUGUCGAAAAUAUAAAUCGAACCCCGCCAUUCGAGUUGCAGAUGGGAUGAGGCAGAUGCUGAGGAGAAGGUCAGGUGAUCUGUUAUCGUCCCCAUCGUCUUCAUCAUCCUCAUCCUCAUC
Messenger RNA from Camellia sinensis, 609 nucleotides. Lineage: Eukaryota; Viridiplantae; Streptophyta; Magnoliopsida; Ericales; Theaceae. The record is from RefSeq and is a predicted model, not a curated record.